AUGCAAACAAGAUUAACAUUUACAAUAGGUCAAAUGAACAAGGAAAUAGGGAAUAGGCACAUAAUACCUGCAUUUUAAGUUGAGGAAGAAUCAAUCAAAGAGGAAACUCGUCUUCCUUCAUAGGGUGAAUCUCCACUUAAGAAACCUGCUACUAAUUUGGCAAAGUAAGCACAAAUUUUGGCCCCUGUCUAUCAAACAAUAAGCGAGCGUUUUUAAAUUUGCAAAUUUUUGGGGAAAGGCAAGUUCAGCGAUGUAUAUCAGGCUCAAGAUAAAUAAACAAAAGUAAUUGUUGCUUUGAAAGUUAUUCCAAAAACAACCUUAUAGAAAUAUGGCAUGGAAAAGCAAUUAUCAAAUGAAAUUAAAUUAUAAGGGUACAUGGACCAUCCUAAUAUCCUCAAAUUGUAUGGAUACUUCUAAGAAUGGUCUAAAGUAGUCUUAAUAUUGGAAUACGCAACUGAUGGGGAAUUAUUUAAGUUAUUAAAGAAACAACCGAAAAAAAAGUUCUCAGAACAGGUAGUUUCAGGCUACAUUAGAUAAAUUAUUGAAGGCAUUGGAUACAUGCAUAGCAAAAAUAUCAUUCAUCGAGAUAUCAAACCAGAAAAUAUCCUUAUUACACAUUCUUUAUUAAAAAUUGCUGAUAUGGGUUUAUCUACAUAUAACCCCACUAAUUAAGUAAGGCAAUCCUUUUGUGGCACUGUAGAUUAUAUGUCCCCUGAAAUAGCAGCAGGAAGAGAUUAUGAUCAUACUGUUGAUAUUUGGGCUAUCGGUAUUUUGGCCUAUGAGCUUUGCACUGGAGAGACUCCAUUUUAUGAGAAGAAAAAAGAAGAUACUAUGAAUAAAAUAAUCUAUAGUAGCUUUGAAUUUCCCAAUUAUUUGAGCGAAGAUUUUAAGGCUUUUGUUAAAAUCCUGGUUCAAAAGGAUCCAAAAAAGAGACCUUCUAUUUAUCAAAUUAUGUAGCAUCAAUGGAUUUAGAAGUACGAAAAAGAGAGUACAAUAUUUAAUAGAGAAUUGCUUAAUUCGAUGGUUAAAUUGUUAAAAUGA
Molecule: messenger RNA, 1041 nt
Organism: Paramecium tetraurelia
Lineage: Eukaryota; Ciliophora; Oligohymenophorea; Peniculida; Parameciidae
Exons: 1
Biological process (GO): protein phosphorylation; mitotic spindle organization; regulation of cytokinesis
Cellular component (GO): chromosome passenger complex; spindle pole centrosome; spindle midzone
Molecular function (GO): ATP binding; protein kinase activity
Source: RefSeq, a predicted model, not a curated record